AUGUCCUACCUUCCUCUCCCCCCACGCCAACUCUUCUAUGACGGCAAAGUUCAGUCUGCCUCGUCCGGCAAGACUUUUCAAUCCGUCAAUCCCUCCGACGCCACCCCGCUUGCCGAAAUUCAAGUUGCCUCUCAUUCUGAUAUUGAUGCAGCUAUAGCUGCUGCUGACCGGGUAUUUCCCUCCUGGUCACAAACCCCUCCUAUUGCUCGCGCACGUAUCCUCCAGAAGGCGUCUCUGAUACUCCGUGAACGAAAUGACGAAAUCGCUCGGGUCGAAUCUUUAGAUUCCGGGAAGGCUUUCACAGAGACCAGUACAGUGGAUGUUGUCACAGGUGCCGAUGUUCUAGAGUACUAUGCGAACCUUGUUGGGGGGGGUGGUCUGAACGGGGAGACCACUCAGCUGAGAGAAGACGCUUGGGUAUUCACUAAGAAGGCUCCUUUGGGAGUCUGCGCAGGAAUCGGUGCAUGGAAUUAUCCUAUCCAAAUUGCGCUCUGGAAAUCUGCCCCUUGUAUUGCUGCUGGAAACACCAUGGUCUACAAGCCCAGUGAGUUCACACCGCUUCAUGCGCAGACUCUGGCAGAGAUUUACAAGGAAGCUGGACUUCCUGAUGGUGUGUUCAACAUUGUUUAUGGCGCCGGUGAUGUUGGUGCUUACUUGACCUCCCACCCUACAAUUGCCAAGGUUUCCUUCACUGGCCAGGUGGCCACUGGAAUGAAGGUCGCCGGUUCCGCCGCUGGCAACAUGAAAUACGUUACCAUGGAACUUGGAGGGAAAAGCCCUCUGGUUAUCCUCCCUGAUGCAGAGCUUGAAAACGCCGUCGAUGGAGCUAUGAUGGCCAACUUCUAUAGUACCGGUCAGGUCUGUACCAAUGGCACCCGCGUGUUUGUGCCUUCUAGCAUGAAGGCAGCUUUUGAGAACCGCCUGCUCGAAAAGAUGCAGUACAUUCGCCCCGGCCCCUUGUUUGAUGAAGCUACCAACUUCGGUCCCUUGAGCUCCGCCAUCCAUCUUGAGAAGGUGAUUUCCUAUAUUCGUCAUGGUAUUGAGACGGACAAGGCCACCCUCCUUUAUGGCGGGCUUGGCAAGCCUCAAGUUUCAAAGGAGUUAGAGAACGGAUUCUGGGUCCGGCCCACAAUUUUCACUGAUUGCAAGGAUGACAUGCUUAUUGUCAAGGAAGAGAUAUUUGGCCCAGUAAUGUCGAUUUUGUACUACGAGACCAUUGAAGAAGCUGUCCGACGGGCCAACACUACCGAGCUUGGUCUAGCAGCAGGUGUCUUCACCAAAGACGUCAACUUGGCCCAUCGCAUUAUCGACCAACUCCAGGCGGGUAUCACAUGGGUGAAUACCUGGGGAGAAAGCCCGGCCGAAAUGGCUGUGGGUGGAUGGAAGAAGAGUGGUCUUGGCGUUGAGAACGGCCGUAGGGGUAUUGAAGCUUGGGUGAAGAACAAGAGCACCCUUGUCGACAUGAACGGUGCUGUCGCAACUGUAUUUGCUAAGCUCUAG
Aspergillus oryzae RIB40 is the source of this 1500-nucleotide messenger RNA. RefSeq lists its product as uncharacterized. The transcript has 2 exons. NCBI's taxonomy places the organism in Eukaryota, Fungi, Ascomycota, Eurotiomycetes, Eurotiales, Aspergillaceae. The record is from RefSeq and is a predicted model, not a curated record. Gene Ontology annotation, molecular function: aldehyde dehydrogenase (NAD+) activity. Bases 1 to 1500 code for a protein of 499 amino acids.